AUGCUGAACGUUGCAUAUCAGCCACCGAUGCGGCCCUUCGACCUGGCCGCCAUGAAUGCAGAGUUCGAGAGUAAGACGGGGUAUCCGCUGUACGCGUAUUGGGAACUGUUUCUUGCAGAUGAUGGUGCCCUAGUUGUGGAUAAGCACUUGGACAGAUUCUGGGCGGUGAUGCAUGGCGAUCGGGAACACUGGAUGCGGGAUAUUUUCUGUGUGCGGAAUGCUAUGCGGAGAUUUUUAGAAAGCGAUGAGAAGAUCGAGCUAAAGGAAUACGCAAAUCCGGGAAACGGAUGGAAAGAGGAGUGGCUCAAAAGCGUGCAAGAGGGGGGUGGGUUGGCAAGCGCGAUGGGAGCCUACAAGGCGAUGGCGUAUAAUCUCGACCUUGAUGUUGAAAAGACAUUACCAGCGGAGCGCGCGCAGAUUACCGUGCCUGCUUUUUUCUUAGGGUGCUCAGGUGAUGAGGUAUGUUUACCAGCACUGAUUGAGCAGAGCAAGGAUUCCGGCCUGCUACCAGAUCUCACAGUUAAGGUUAUUGAUUCCGGACAUUGGUCCCCAAUGGAGAAGCCGGAUGAAGUGGGCAAGGCUCUGUUUGGAUUUUUAGUUGAGAGGUUUUAA
Molecule: messenger RNA, 612 nt
Organism: Penicillium canescens
Lineage: Eukaryota; Fungi; Ascomycota; Eurotiomycetes; Eurotiales; Aspergillaceae
Product: alpha/beta fold hydrolase
Exons: 1
Coding region: 1-612 (203 amino acids)
Source: RefSeq, a predicted model, not a curated record